AACUCCCACUCGGUCUAUUAGGCAAACCCAUGUACUCAUAUACAUAUAAAUCAGUGAGAACUCUGGGCAGAAAAUUGAGACACUGAAAGAAACUCUUCAACUCUCUCUUUCAAUCCUCUCUCUUUCAGCAACAUGGCAGAGUCUCUGAACCCCCUGUGUAACCCACAGACAAAGACUGGUUCACACUCUGUGCCAGAUCGGGGAAAGUGGGCCAACAAGAGGGAGUUUAUUUUGACAGUAGCAGGAGCUAUUGUGGGACUUGGGAAUGUCUGGAGAUUUCCCUACCUGUGCUACAAGAAUGGAGGUGGUGUGUUUUUCAUUCCGUAUCUCAUGUUCCUUUGCACAUGCGGCAUACCUCUAUUCAUACUGGAGACAGCACUGGGCCAGUACACCAGCCAGGGUGGGAUUAUGUGCUGGAGAAAGAUCUGCCCAUUGUUUGAGGGUAUGGGCUAUGCAGGACAGCUGAUCAGUUUCUAUGGCUGCAUCAGCUAUGUGGUGGUAUUGUCAUGGGCAUUUCUCUACCUCUUCUCCUCCUUCUCCAAAGAGCUUCCAUGGACCACCUGUAAUAACAAAUGGAACACGGAUGCAUGUGUGGAAAUCAAUUCCAUCAACGGCACUGGGAACAGAACGGCGGCUCUGAAUUCAUCGUCAUCUAUUGUAGAGUUUUGGCGGCGGCGGGUCCUCAAUAUUUCAUCUGGCAUUGAAGAACUGGGCAGUAUUCAGUGGGAACUGUGUCUGUGUCUUCUUCUGGCCUGGAUCAUCUGCUACUUCUGUGUCUGGAAAGGAGUGAGAUCCACAGGCAAGGCGACGUACGUCACAGCAACUUUCCCGUUUGUCAUGCUAACGGUCCUACUGAUCCGAGGAAUGACACUUCCUGGAGCCAUACAUGGAAUCAAGUACUACUUAUAUCCAGAUCCACAACGGCUUUCUGAUCCUCAGGUUUGGAUGGAUGCAGGAACUCAGAUAUUUUACUCCUACGCUAUAUGUCUGGGUUGUUUGACCACACUGGGGAGCUAUAACAAGUACAACAACAACUGUUACAGGGACUCCUUCUUUCUUUGUUUGCUGAACAGUGCGACCAGCUUCCUCGCAGGCUUUGCCAUUUUCUCUGUUCUGGGUUACAUGUCACAAAAACAAGGGCUGGACAUUGCUUCAGUCGCAGAAUCAGGUCCAGGUCUUGUGUUCAUCGUCUACCCACAAGCUGUGAGCCUGCUGCCGUUUCCUCAGGUCUGGUCAGUCAGCUUCUUCACCAUGAUCAUCUUGUUAGGAAUAGACGGCCAGUUUGCUGGUCUUGAAAGCAUCAUGACCUCAAUCGUGGACCUCUUCCCCACCCAGAUCUUGAAAGGGUACCGCCGAGAGCUCCUGCUGCUGCUCAUCUGCUCUGUCUCCUUUUUACUAGGCAUUUUUUUGGUGUCACAGGCAGGAGCGUACAUUCUCCAGAUUUUUGAUCACUAUGUUUGUAGUGGUCCUACGCUGCUCCUCCUGGCUACGUUCCAGUCAAUCGUCAUUGGCUGGAUUUAUGGGGCAAAUCGCUUCUCCAACAACAUAGAAGACAUGAUUGGUUACAAACCUCUCUCUCUGAUCAAUUACUGCUGGCUCUACAUCACCCCCGUUAUUUGCAGUGGGACACUGGUGUUCCUGUUGGUGAGAUACUCUCCAAUGAGGUUCAACAAAUCUUAUGAGUAUCCUCUGUGGGCCUACUGCAUCGGAUGGUUUUUCUCCUCCUCCUCUCUUAUCCUGAUUCCCAUAACAAUGUUCUACAAAGUAGCCAAAGGGAAGGGAACUGUCUGGCAGAGGAUCCGAGCGGCAUCUCGAUGUGCAGACGACCUUCCGAUGAAGACGCCAGACAGAUGAUGUGAAACAUAUCGUCAAAAUAACUGCAAAAACUCCUGAUGAUCCUCAGUUUUAUUAACAGUUUCGAUGACAGGGUGCUGUUUUGUGGGGGCUAGGGUUGAUUCACCUGUGAUUUUGUUGCUCGCUCAGUCAUUUAUUAAGCUUUUAGUUGCUCCUUCUCAGGAAAAUCUUUAUAAACUUUGGUAUCGCUGAGGCACAUUAUUAUUUCAGGAUUACAAAAUACUGUAUUUGCUCUUGAAAGAUUCCAUGAGCAGUUUCUCUUCAAACAUGUUUCUCAUCUUUCUAUUUCAUCUCACAAGGAAAGCCUCUUCUAAUCCUGUUACAUAGCACAGGAGUAGUCGGCCUGCAGCCAAGGGCUACGGGCUCACGGAAGAUAGAGUGGACCAGUCUGUCAUUUGACAAGCAAGUGAAUAAUGUCAACUAAUGUAACAACUGUACUGUUUUUUAUGGCACGUUGAUGAGUGAUCCAUUGAGAUGACAAAGGAAUUCUAAAAGGCAUUUUUGCAUCACUUGAAAUUUCCAUACAGCUGUUUUAUUGUGUCAAGCGCACAUUUACCAACCUGAAGGUUCUACGAACUAUCUCAAGCAAUAAAGCAGUUGUUUCUCUAUGAUAAAGCUCCGACCACGGAGAUGGAGACUAAGCGUCCUCGUGUUUUUUUUUUUACUCUAAAGGUGUACCAUGUGUAAUUUGUUUUUGUAGAAAUGUGUAACUGGAUGUAUUUGCCUGUUUUUCAUCAUCUUUGUCUCUUUUCACUGCAUUGACAGCCUUUUCUUUGUCUUUAUUAUUGAUUCAGAAAUGAUAACUGUUUACAGCUUUUAAAUAAAA
Messenger RNA from Synchiropus splendidus (mandarinfish), 2680 nucleotides. Its product is annotated as sodium- and chloride-dependent GABA transporter 2-like. The transcript is spliced from 14 exons. The record is from RefSeq and is a predicted model, not a curated record. Lineage: Eukaryota; Metazoa; Chordata; Actinopteri; Syngnathiformes; Callionymidae. Gene Ontology annotation, biological process: sodium ion transmembrane transport. Bases 133 to 1854 code for a protein of 573 amino acids. Gene Ontology annotation, cellular component: membrane.